Molecule: messenger RNA, 2969 nt
Organism: Caretta caretta (loggerhead turtle)
Lineage: Eukaryota; Metazoa; Chordata; Testudines; Cheloniidae
Gene: DPYSL5
Product: dihydropyrimidinase like 5
Cellular component (GO): cytosol; cytoplasm
Molecular function (GO): hydrolase activity, acting on carbon-nitrogen (but not peptide) bonds, in cyclic amides
Source: RefSeq, a predicted model, not a curated record
UCGCCCGCAGAGCAGCGCAGGUUGGUGGGAGACGCGAGCGGUGCGAGGCGCGGAGCGGAGCCGCCGCGGGGCGAGGGGCGGCCGGGGCAGGUGCCGGGGCCUCCCGACGCGACUGGCCGCUGCUGCUGCAGAGCCAUGCUUGCCAACUCGGCCACGAUGCGGAUCCUCAUCAAGGGGGGGAAGGUGGUGAAUGACGACUGCACCCUGGAGGCCGACGUCUACAUUGAGAACGGCAUCAUCCAGCAAGUGGGCCGGGAGCUCAUGAUCCCGGGAGGGGCCAAGGUGAUCGACGCCACCGGGAAGCUGGUGAUCCCGGGCGGCAUCGACACCAGCACUCACUUCCACCAGACCUUCAUGAAUGCCACCUGCGUGGACGACUUCUACCAUGGCACCAAGGCUGCUCUGGUUGGAGGGACGACCAUGGUCAUCGGCCACGUGCUGCCCGACAGGGAGACCUCCCUCCUGGACGCCUAUGAGAAGUGCCGGAGCCUGGCCGACCCCAAGGUCUGCUGUGACUACGCCCUGCACAUGGGCAUCACCUGGUGGGCCCCCAAGGUGAAGUCGGAGAUGGAGAGCCUGGUGCGGGAGAAGGGGGUGAACUCCUUCCAGAUGUUCAUGACCUACAAGGACCUGUACAUGCUGCGGGACAGCGAGCUCUACCAAGUCUUCCUCGCCUGCAAGGACAUUGGCGCCAUCGCCCGGGUGCACGCUGAGAACGGGGAGCUGGUGGCGGAGGGCGCGAAGGAGGCGCUGGAUUUGGGCAUCACGGGACCAGAGGGAAUCGAGAUCAGCCGACCGGAGGAGCUGGAGGCUGAAGCCACGCACCGUGUGAUCACCAUCGCCAACCGGACUCACUGCCCCGUCUACCUGGUCAACGUGUCCAGCGUGUCUGCCGGCGACGUCGUGGCUGCCGCUAAGAUGCAAGGGAAGGUGGUGUAUGCAGAGACCACCACGGCGCACGCCACGCUGACGGGCCUGCACUAUUACCACCAGGACUGGUCCCACGCCGCCGCCUACGUCACCGUGCCGCCCCUGCGGCUGGACACCAACACCUCCACCUACCUCAUGAGCCUGCUAGCCAACGACACCCUCAAUGUCGUGGCUUCCGACCACCGGCCCUUCACCAGCAAGCAGAAAGCCAUGGGCAAGGAGGACUUCACCAAGAUCCCCCACGGCGUGAGCGGCGUGCAAGAUCGCAUGAGCGUCAUCUGGGAGCGGGGUGUGGUCGGGGGGAAGAUGGACGAGAACCGCUUUGUAGCUGUGACCAGCUCGAACGCGGCCAAGAUCCUCAACCUGUACCCACGGAAGGGCCGCAUCAUCCCCGGGGCCGACGCAGACAUCGUGGUGUGGGACCCUGAAGCCACCAGGACCAUCUCUGCCAGCACCCAGGUGCAGGGGGGAGACAUCAACCUGUACGAGACCAUGCGCUGCCACGGGGUGCCGCUGGUCACCAUCAGCCGCGGGCGUGUGGUCUACGAGAAUGGCGUCUUCAUGUGCGCUGAAGGCACUGGCAAGUUCUGCCCACUCCGCUCCUUCCCCGACUCCGUCUACAAGAAGCUCGUCCAGCGGGAGAAGAGUUUAAAGUUUAGGGGCGUGGAGCGCACCCCCUACCUGGGGGACGUGGCUGUGGUUGUGCAUGCUGGGAAAAAGGAGACGGGGACUCCACUUGCAGAUACCCCCACCCGACCUGCCACUCGACAUGGGGGCAUGAGGGACCUUCACGAGUCCGGCUUCAGCCUAUCCGGUUCUCAGAUCGAUGACCACGUUCCAAAGCGAGCUUCGGCCCGGAUUCUCGCUCCCCCCGGAGGCAGGUCUAGCGGCAUUUGGUAAAACCAGCGACCUGUCCCCAAACUAAGGACGCAGCAGCAGCACCCCACUCCUCCUGCUGGCCCCGCCCCCACUGGAAGACCUGGCCAUGCCGCCUCCACCCACCCCGGGGCACCGGGACACCACAGUGCUGUCCAGCAGGGCUGUUUGCCAUCCAGUCCCGCCAGGCGGUGGCGCCCGCUGGGAGGAGGCUGCAAGCCGUGCCCUCCUGCGGGUGGGCCAUGGUAGGGGUGCCCUCACUGUAUGGCCAUGCACCCGCGCAUGACUGCAGCUCCUUUCUGUGAGAUAACGUUUGCUUUGCAGGCUGCACAGCUGGGCUCCUGGGCCCACUGCAUGCAGCGCAAGUCAGCAGCAAGCUGCCUGCGGCAUGGGGCAGGUGGGCGCUGGUGCGGGCCAGGCCGGGCAGGGGGAGGGAGGGAGGGCGGCCUCUACGUUCCCUUUUCUGUUUGCACGUUGGGUUUGGAUCAGUGAGUUUUGACUUGUUUGUGCAUCACGUGAAAAUAAUCCCAGGUGGUUUGUGUCAUUAGCGUUAGGGGAGAAGCGGGAGAAGGUCCGGGCCCCAUGGCGGGAAGGGGGCGCAGGACCCCCCACACCAGGCUGCUGACUCCAUGCUGUGGACAGCAGGCUCUGAAAGGAGGGUGAGGCCCCCCCUCCCUGGUACACACGGAGCAAGGGCCCCUGACUACAUCCAGAUGUGCUACCCCCCCACACCCACACCCAGAUCCCUGUGUGGGGACGUGCUACACACACAGACCCAGAUCCCUGUGUGGGGACGUGCUACACACACAGACACAGAUCCCUGUGUGGGGAUAUGCUAAACCAACCCUCCGUCCCGUGGCUGGGCUCCAUUCGAUGGGUGAUGGCAUUGAGCCCCCUUGGAAAGCAUUGAGUACCUCGGGUGAACAGGUAUGUCUCUUCCCUCUCCCUGUAGGUGGUUGCCAUGGGAACGAGCCCAAUGAAGCCACCUCCCAGCUGAACCAGGUUCAGGAGUUUGAAAAAUCCAAGGUUUCCGAGCAGCAGCCGUGUUAGUCUGUAUCCGCAAAAAGAACAGGAGGACUUGUGGCACCUUAGGGACUAACACAUUUAUUGGAGCAUCAGCUUUCGUAGGCUACAGCUCACUUCAUCGGAUGCAUAGAAUGGAA